AUGUCUUCUUUCAACAUCCACCAACAAGUCUUCGGCCUCUCGCUCGCCUCCAACUUGUUAACGGCGGACAAGGGAACGGAGGCCGAAUUGCAGAAAAAGUUAGACUCGAAGUUGCAACCCCUUACUGAUAUAAUCGGGAAUUGGGAAGUCGUAUGGGGGCCCAGAGUAUGGAAGUCCAAGCCCACUGAUGCAGGCACUCCGCCCGAUCGUGUUUGGUACAUCGCGCACAAUCCAUCUGCAAAUUUUGGCGACAGGUCCUACGAUACCUACGUUCUGGCUAUCGCUGGGGCUGCACCAGAUUCGGAGGAGAACUACACCAUUGCCACCAUGGUGAACAAAGUUGUCGAUUUUAACCAAUGGGUGCAGGCCGGGAUAACCACUGUUCCUCUGGAAGCUAUAGGAGUCGAUCAGGCGAAGCCGUACCUUUCGUACGGAGCAGCGCUCGGAAUGUCUACCCUUGUGACCGUCCCUAGCCCUGGUGGGCAGACCAUCAUCGAGUUCCUGGCCACCAUCCCUCCUACAUCUCGACUCGUAUUCACAGGACACAGCCUUGGGGGUGUUUUGUCGCCAAUUGUCGCGUUGGCGCUGCUGAGAGGUGGGCUCCUGAGGAACGCGCCAGCGAAUGUCUUCACAUACCCAACCGCGGGUCCCUCGCCAGGAAACGGACCGUUUGCUACUAUGUUUGCAGAGAAUUUCCCUCUGAUUUCCAAUGGCCCUGCUGCCUAUCAGAUGUGGAAUGGAAAUCUCGCGAAUACACACGACGUUGUUCCGUAUUCAUGGAACAUCGACUCGUUGAGAGCGAUCCCAACGCUCUAUGGCACACUACCACCCGAACUCAAUGAUAAGGUCGUGGGUCUUGUCAACGAUGCCAUUGACCAGGCCAACGCCUCGGGUUUGGUGUACGUCCCGCUCCAGGGGCAGAAAUUCUCUACAGCUGCUCCAGAUACACCUCAGACUAAGGAUGAGCUCCUCCAAAUAAUCACGCAAGAGCAUAUAGCAGCUUACGAAUUGCUCAUCGUGUCACCAAGUAUCACGCCUCUUCACGAAAUAGCUUCAGCGAUGGCGCAGGCUCGAGGUCUGCCAAUUUUCGGAGAACUUUACCAAGCACAUCUCGAAGGGAACGGAAGGGGAAAGUUGGAAAAGGAGGGGGCAUAG
This is a messenger RNA of Pleurotus ostreatus (oyster mushroom), 1155 nucleotides long. RefSeq lists its product as uncharacterized. The record is from RefSeq and is a predicted model, not a curated record. Lineage: Eukaryota; Fungi; Basidiomycota; Agaricomycetes; Agaricales; Pleurotaceae. Bases 1 to 1155 code for a protein of 384 amino acids. The transcript has a single exon. Gene Ontology annotation, biological process: lipid metabolic process.